AUCACUCCGACUUUUUACUAGCACAUCAACGCACCACGAGCACAACUGGGCUAGCAAGUCAACGCUGUCCAAGAUCAACAUUUGGGACAUGAGGACUUUGCUGACGCUGAAAUAAUGGAUGAGGAGAAGGUCCGUUUUGCUUUCCUGGCCGAUUGGUAUGACCCAGUGGCUUCUCUCCUGCGACGAUACCAGCUCUUUUACUACCCCCAUGACAGCUCCGUAGAGAUGUUUGACGUAAAGAACCAACGCAUCUUCCUCCGGCGGACCAUAUACAACGAGCUGCUGCUGCGGGAUUUAUUCGUGGGAGGCCGCGUCAACAUCUUCUCAAGGCAGCUCCACAUCGUGGACUACGGUGAUAAGUUCACAGCCAAAAAGCUGGGCAGCAAAAAAGAACGGACCCUUGCACUGCUCAAGCCGAAUGGUGUCAACAGGCUGGGCGAUGUCCUGGAAAUGGUCAACGAGGCCAAUCUGAUGGUCACCAGCGCCAAGAUGGUGCACUUGACAUGGAGCCAGGCUGCAGAUUUUUAUGUAGAGCAUCAGUCAAAGCCCUAUUUCAAUACCCUGGUGCAGCAGCUGACUGCCGGUCCCGUAGUGGUGUUGGAGCUGGUGGGCGACGAGGCCGUGUCUGUUUGGAAGAAGCUCAUGGAACCGUGGGAAGAAGCGGUUGACGUCAAGGAAGCGCAGCAAAUCACCCGAGUGCAGUUGGGCAGCGAACUAGCGCACGCCUCUGACUCGCUUACUGCUGCAGCCAAAGAGCUGGAGUUUUUCUUCCCGACCACAGUCUGCCAUGGCCCAGUCAACACGGCCCUCUAUAACCAGAGCACGUGUUGUAUCAUCAAACCUCAUGCUGUUUCCCAAGGCCUGGCCGGUAAGAUCGUCAACUCCAUCAUAGCGGCUGGGUUCCACAUAUCGGCUAUGCGAAUGUUCAACGUGGACCGAGCCAACGCCGAAGAGUUCUACGAAGUCUAUAAAGGCGUCGUGGCAGAAUACGCAGACAUGGUGACUGAGCUGUCUCUGGGACCCUGCUUGGUUCUGGAGCUCCAUGGCGCCGAUGUCGCCAAGAACUUCCGUGACUUCUGCGGGCCUGCUGAUCCGGAGAUCGCUCGUCACCUCCGUCCAUCCACGCUGCGAGCACUCUACGGCACCGACAAAGUCAAGAACGCCGUCCACUGCACCGACCUUCCCGAAGACGCCAUGCUGGAGGUGCAGUACUUCUUCAAGAUCUUGGACGGCUAAACCCUAGACGUCCAGUACAAAAUAAUUGGACAUCUACCUCCGUUUAAACUAAAAAAUGAACACAAACACCACUUUUUUUUUUCUUCUUUAUUGUUUCAGCCAGAUUAAAUAAAGUCACCAGAAGACUUUUCAUAUUUUUCUUCUUAUCAACAUAUAACGGGAUACUGCAUUGAUAUUUAUCAUUUUUAUUUGUUUUCAACCAGCGACUACUUUGGUAUCGGAUUCAAAACAUGACACUUUUUUUUGAGAGAAAUAAAAUGUACAACUGCAUAAAUAUAAAAUUCUUCCACCAUCAACAUGGCUAAAACAUUCAACAGUAAUAGGACUCUGCUAAGAACUACAAAAAAAAACUACAAACGACAGAAACGGAGGGGGGAAUGAAAAGCGUACAAAUCCUUCCUGGAUGGUUUCCGGUACCGCGCUAGUAUCUCAGUUAGUCGUACGCACACACAAACACGCGCGCAGGCACACAGAAGCGGACGAGACGAGAUUUUACGACACAAAUACGUCAGUAGUAGUAAGUAGUAGUAGUGGAGUUGCAGUUUUAUGUAUUUUUUUUUUCAUAGUAUGGACGCGUCUAAAGCUCCAAAUUUAUCAUCAUGUACAGCAGAAUAAAUAGGAUUUGCUUUUUUUGCUAUUGCUACGUCCGAAAACGUUGGACAAGACACAAGAUGAAGCGCACGCUUUUUUUUUUGUUUUUGUUCCGGCGAGCAGUGACUCUCAACAAUCGAAAAGUGGCGGUCGGAUUCAAAAUUUAGAUUUAAUUAAAUUUGAAUUUUGGCUGAAAUGAAGUUAGGGUUUGUAUUUGUGAGAAAUUUAUGGUUAGGUUCAUUUUUUUUUUUAGAUUUUUAAGAUGGAAAGUAUA
Molecule: messenger RNA, 2101 nt
Organism: Corythoichthys intestinalis (scribbled pipefish)
Lineage: Eukaryota; Metazoa; Chordata; Actinopteri; Syngnathiformes; Syngnathidae
Gene: nme7
Product: NME/NM23 family member 7
Exons: 13
Coding region: 115-1236 (373 amino acids)
Biological process (GO): UTP biosynthetic process; CTP biosynthetic process; GTP biosynthetic process
Cellular component (GO): centrosome
Molecular function (GO): nucleoside diphosphate kinase activity; ATP binding
Source: RefSeq, a predicted model, not a curated record